This is a messenger RNA of Polypterus senegalus (gray bichir), 4730 nucleotides long. It is a transcript of the gene mgmt, whose product is annotated as O-6-methylguanine-DNA methyltransferase. Gene Ontology annotation, biological process: DNA repair. Gene Ontology annotation, molecular function: methylated-DNA-[protein]-cysteine S-methyltransferase activity. The coding region runs from base 152 to 622 and encodes 156 amino acids. Gene Ontology annotation, cellular component: nucleus. The record is from RefSeq and is a predicted model, not a curated record. Lineage: Eukaryota; Metazoa; Chordata; Cladistia; Polypteriformes; Polypteridae. The transcript is spliced from 5 exons.
GGAACGCGAUAGUUUUCAUUAAUUGACCAUAUAAGGAAUGUUUAUGUUACGGAUUCUUGUCAAAGCCAAACAGUACGGCAGCCAUCAUUCGCGUUUUUGGAUAACUGACUAACGUGCAGUGUUUGCUGUUUUGAUACAGACAAAGCACCACAUGUCUGCGAAGAACAUGGUACAAUGCAAAGUAACUGAAGUCACUAUGCUGAGCCCUGUGGGAAAGAUUCAGGUAACGGGAUGUGAGAAAGGUAUACAUGGCAUACAGCUGCAAGCAGAUGCAGUACCUGCAGCAAGGACUGAAAUGGACCCUUUUACUUGUGUAGUGUGUGACGCUCCGAAGGAAAUGAAGGGCCAGCUGAAACAGUGUGUGGACUGGAUCAAAGCCUAUUUCUGUGAGCCUCAGAUGGUUGAGAAACUUCCUCUCCCAGCUUUUCAUCAUUCUAUUUUUCAAAGAGCCUCGUUCACCAGCCGAGUGUUACAGACCCUGCUGAGGGAUGUGAAAUUUGGAGAAACAGUCUCUUACAAGCACUUAGCAGAAAUGGCAGGCAAUUUCAAAGCAGUGCGUGCUGUAGGAGGAGCAAUGAGAAGCAAUCCUGCCUACAGAAGACCCCACCUCUUAGAAACAUAAUUUCCGCUUCCGGCUCUAUCAACCUGCUUUCCAGAGAUGUCACUUCCUCUUCUGGUUCCUCUGAGCCCACAUCUUCCUGUCACUCGACUAUAUAACAGCCUCAUGUUUAUUUGUUACCUCAGUUCUGUUUUGGACUUAUAUCUGCAAAGGACAUUUCAUUAAUUCUACCUGAUUGCCAAGUAUGUGUGGUGGCUACCCCCAAAACAUUUUGUUGUGUUUCUGCUUCUUAUUUCACCUCAAAAUAAAUUAAUCUUGGGUAGACCUAGGCUGCCAAACCCUGACUUUUGUCAGUCUCAUUUUGGCAUCACAGAUGACUUGUGUGUUAAUGGAAUGUAACUGCUUAUGGCUAAUAAAAGUACUUCAUUCUCACUAGAUGCCCUUAUUGCAAUAUGAGUGCAGUAAAGUUCUCCAAUUACAUUACAGAAAACCAGACACUGCUGCAAAUUGCCUUUUCAUACUGACAAAGACAUGUUAUGUUUUACGUGUGUAAAUCCACACUAUACAAAAACUGACUGUAGCACCUCAUCAGUUCAUUAAUUCCAGCACAGUGGUCAUGACGAAGUGAAGCUUGGCUGAGACAUUUCUGACCAUUUGGCCAGUGAAGUGACAACAGUCUGAUGAGAAAAUAAAAAACAUUCUUCUGUGCAAAUACACAGAACUUGCCCUCUUAAAAGAGCAGUAUCAAAUAGAGUCUGUACAUCAUAUUCAUCACUUUUGAGUUUUAAUACUUUGGUCACAUUAGCACACAUUAUAAUAAUGUCUCAGUGAUAACGAAUUAUUGUAUGCGUAAGUCAUCAUUUACCUGGUUUUUAUUUUUAUUUGUCGCCAGAUGAAGUAAACAAAAACAAAAGAAAAAACGUGCAGAUGCGCUGCUCCCUGGUCCAGGGUUCCUCCUUCUCGGGAGUUAAUUUCGUGCUCCGCAGUGCGACUUUUUCGGUUCUCCCAGCAAAAGACACCUCUCUUUAGGCUGCGUGUCCUUUAUGGUGAAAUGCCCGGAAGGGGCGGGACUAAAUGCCCUUAUUGGGCAGUCUGUCGCAGCUGUGAGGGAAGAAGAGAAACAGGACAAAGUCAGAGAUAGCCCCCCUCUCAUCUUGGCAGGUUAUUACAUACCUUUCCCCAGCCCUCAAAGGAGUCCUUCGACACCCAUGCCUGACAACAUAUGCAUCAAGUGUCCUGGUAUAAAUCCCAACUUUUGCAUAUGCAGUUUUUGAAAAUCUGACUCCAGGUCAGGUUCCUGCAAAUUAACCGCUAAGGCAACAUCCCACCAAUAAAUCUUAUUGCAUAAAAAGGCUUUCAGAGCAAAUAUUAAUAAUCAUAUUAUUACUCACUAGUUUAAUACUUAAUAGUUGUUUAUUCUGGCUGUUUCUUUGAAUUCCUGCUCUGAAAGAUUUACUCAGUUUCUGUGUUAAAAAAAUAGUAACCGUUGACAUAAAGGAUACUUACUGCUGCAUGCCUGAAAUUCUGAAUGUAGUCCAUUCUGUGUUGACUGUGUGAGGCUGAGCCUCUGGUUACUCAGAAGGCAUAAUGCAAUACUCAGCAGUACGCAAACACUUAUUCAGCUUUGUAUUGACCAUUGUCUGGAUCACUCUCUCUGUUUAUCAAGUUCAGGCUAUUUUAUUUUUAUCAUAUUGAAUCUUGUCCUUUAAAAUUAAAGAACCAUCAUUCCUCUUCUAAUUGCAAAGAUAGCAGUUGUCAAAUUCUCAAUUUUCAGCUCUAUUAAUUGAUACUGAUUUUUGAAUUAAUUACAUUCAGUAUGAGCUGAGUGAUUUUUUUUGGAAAUAUAAAUUGCACUUACUGUUCACGUUUCUCCUAUACUUAAAUUAGAUUGUUUAAAAGUUCUUUAUCACUAUGACAAAAGCAAAGUAUAGCAAAGUGAAAUAAAAAACAUUUUUGUGACUCCAAGUAGAUUAUGUAAAUGUCUGGGCUGCAGUAAAUUAAUGGUAGCAUCCACUUUUGAUCACGGCAAGAUCUGAUCACUGUCUGUCUUGGGGGACUUUUUUCCAAGGUCUGCUGUUCUUCUUCUCCUCAAAUGCCAGCAUGCAGGUUAGGUUGACCGACACUGUUAAAUCUGGCCUACUAUUCAUUGUAUUUGUGAAUGAGUGUACCCAGUUAUGGUCUAGAAAUGAUUCCCAGGGUCUGGCCUGCACAACUCUGAGCUGAAUUAAGUAAAUUAGAUAUUCAGUGGUUGAAUAGAUUUACUUUAUUUGCAACACCAUGAACCCUUUCCAGCCUGCCAACCUCCAUAGCAGUAGUAGGUGAUUUGUCAUCUCUUUUGAGAUGAAAAUGGGGGCAAUCAUUCCCAUGCAACUGUAAAAUAGGUGUGUUACUUCAGAGUGGAUGUGGAUAAACCUGCGUUUAUAGUCACCUUUGUAAAGAACAUUAAUUUAAAACUUGAAAAUUUUGAUUGUAUUAUUGGUACAAGUAAACCUUAGGUGUUUUUGUGGACACCUUAGACGGUAGUUAGAAAUCUUUUUAGUGAUCCAUUUCAUAAAUAGUGAGAAGGACACCAGGAAUGCCUACUGAACAGAAUCUGUGUUCUUUUCAUUUUUCGAGAAUUUUUGUUUGUUUAUUUUAGGACAUUGAGAAAAUAAUUGACUAGCAUCCUGUCCAGGGUUGGUUUCUGCCGUGCACUAAACCCUGCUCAUUUCCGAAUUGUUUUAAAAAUGUUUGAAAAAUGGAUGGAUAGAUUAAAAAAAGCAAAAACACACAGGUAGCCAGAAAUGAUUUUAAAAGUUUUUGUUUCUAUAAAAAUGUAUGCUUUCAAAGAAAUCAGCAAAGAACUUUUGCUAAAAAAUGUGCAGGCAUUCAAAUGAUAAAAAAACUUUCAGAUUGACCCUGUGUACAAAGUUUUAAAGGCCCUAGCUGUGUGAUUUCCACUAGGAGCAAACUGUGGAGUUUUUGACAGGAUGGGCGAAGUUGUGAUAGCAGUUUGUCUGUCUAACAGGAUGGUCAGUUUUUCAUUGCAUCAAACCUAAAGCACUUAGCAAUCUUGACACCAUAGUUAAACACCGCUCUGUUCUGUCCACAGACAGGAUUUGCUAAAUGCAUUUCAAAGACAAUCAAUACAUUGUACAGAGAGUUUUCCCUCCACCUUUUUUUUUUCUUUUUAAACAAACGCGUUAUCAAGGAGUUAGUUUAUUCACAGAUUGCCGUGAGCAUUAAUGACUGCCUGCGUCUUGUUUUGCCAGUCAUCUAGAUGGCUGUUGAUAAAGAUUUAGCAUCAUGUUCUAAGUGUCAGGUCUGUCAGUAGUGCUGAACCAUUUGACCAGAAGAAAAAACGCACAGGGAGCUAUUGAUUACAGCUUCUCAGUGUCACUUGUUCACCAGGAUUUAGGUAUUGAUGAGGCCGCAAGUGAAAACAACCUCUUUCCCUUGUGGGCCUCUACCCAGAAGAAGAAAAUGCAAAGUCGGAGAAAAUAUUCAGCUGGUACCAGAAUCAGAGGGAUUCCAUUAUCGAUUGAAAUGCUCCUUCAUGUUAUUUUUGUCGGAGACAAAUCUAUGGUUUUGGAAGCUUUAUAGCAUUUGAAAUAGGGGCUGUGUAAAUGAUGGAUUCGUGUAUUGGAUGAAUUAGAUUUCACAGCGUGUGUGUUUCUAUGCAGCUGUACUGCUGCCAACGUCUUGAUUAUUAAUAAUAAAAAUUGAAUUUUAUAUAGUGUAAGCAGUGGAGUGCAAGCAUCUGACUGUAUGGCCUUUAGAGUAAUGAUUCAUAACAUAUUAGAAGGGUCAUAAAAUGAUUCUCUUUGUUGUAUUAUUUAUUCAUUUAAUUGUUUAUUUAUUAAUAAUACUGAAUGCUUUAUUCCUCACAUGUUGUAGAUCUUGUGCUUGCAUUAAGCAGAAUUGAUAACUUGUGAAUCUACAUUACUGUUCCGUACUAUGGCGGUUAAUACAACUUAUUUAUAUUCACCAUCUUAAUGUGCAUCUACAAUUGGCCAUCCACUGUGAACUUAGAGUUAAUAAAGUUGUUGGAGUAUGGCAUUUUUUAUUUUUUAUCAUGAGAAUCAUUCAGUUAUAAUACCCUAUAUGAACUAUUGUGUAAUGGCAACCUUACAUGUAGUUGGAGCUGCUGGGCUAAUUACUCCACAUAUAAACAUGUUUAAUUACGUUUGCU